AUGAGUAAUAGAAUGCCAGGGCUCAACAAAAUUAUUGGCCAUCAGUCCUUGAACUCCAGUAAAACAGAGAAAUCAGAAAAAUGGAACUGGCCAGGUUGGUUUAGGAAAAGGAAGUCUACUCACAGUUCAAGCCAUUUAGUCCUAAGUGCAAGCAGUGUUGUGCCCCGUGAAUAUGAAGAAGGCAUGCCUAGUCAUUCACAAGGUGAGGACACAAUUUGCUACAAUUGUUCUUCUUCUGUUCCAUCAAAAACUCCAUUGUGUGCUGCAGGUCUAGUCAGCAAUGGACAUAGUCGAGAUCAGAUGGAGACAAUGGAAGAUAUCGUUCAAGAUGAUUUGGUAUGUCUUCUUUGUCUUCAGGUCCCUAAUGAGUGGUUCACCAUAGAAACCUGUGGUUGUAAGUUUUGUCAGCAGUGCAUGGAAAUGUAUGCUCAUUGUAGCAUAAGAAGUGGAAAUGUCCCUAUAAGUUGCCCAGAUGCCCACUGUUCUUUAAAUGAUCAAAGCAAAAAUAAGCAGGGAGGGUCCAGCCAACUAUCACGCAAUGAAGUAAGGCAACUGGUGCCAAAUGAUGUUUUCCCACUGUACUUGAGACUGCAACUGAACACUGAGGUCGCAGUAGAUCCCAGGUUGAUGUGGUGCCCACGGCCUGGUUGUGAAACCGUAUGUACUUUAACCGAAGACGUGUCUGAAAAAAAGACAAAGCGAAAGUUUUUGGGCAUGUUUGCUAUUUCUCGCGAUCAACGCAACCAAGCAGUAGUCUGCUCCUCCUGUCAAUUUUCAUUCUGCUCCCAAUGCAAAACUCCUUGGCAUAUCGACACACCAUGUCCAUCCCUUAGCCGACUUCUGUCAGAUCCCAACAAAAACGCUCAGGAUCCGGACGACCCGAUCGUGUUGCUAGAACGUGAUGGUUACAUUAAGCGAUGCCCAUUUUGCCAGGUACCAAUAGAAAGGGACGAUGGAUGCGCCCAGAUGAUGUGCAAAAACUGCCGACACGUUUUCUGUUGGUUUUGCUUAGCUUCUCUCGACGACGAUUUUAUGUUGCGACAUUACGACUCAGGCCCGUGUCGUAGUCGUUUGGGUCAUUCAAGAAUCUCGGUUGUCUGGCAUCGGACUCAGGUGGUUUCAGCAUUUUUAGGACUUGGAGUUUUGUUUCUUGUGACUUCGCCUCUACUUCUGUUAGCUUCGCCGUGUUUUUUCUGUUGGCGCCAUCAUUCCCAGCAGACAGAUGCAUCGUCAGUUCGCAGCAAUUUAGAUUCUACCACUGCCAAAUUUGUCCCAUCAUCCACGCAAGAGCAUCUUUGACGAUUUCUUCUUUUUCGGAACGAGGAAAAUUAAGAAAUAUCGACUGGUGACAAACAUUUUUUUUUCCAAUAUGUUUGGUUCGUUCAACAAUUAAUCUUUUUGACUUUUCGUCCAUAAGUAUAAUUAUGUUAUGUGUCGAUAGUAGGGUUUUGAACAGUGAUACGUACCUUUUGACGUGCUCAAUUCCUAGCGUGAUUUGUGCCGGAUUUAUACCGACACUUGAUUUCUCAUAAAUUUGUUCGUGCAAAGUUUUGCUUAUCAUUGCCAUUAUGUAUGACGCUGUGCAAAAUUAAUCAAGAUUAAAAUAAACGAAUGCUGGUUCUA
Daphnia carinata is the source of this 1623-nucleotide messenger RNA. RefSeq names its product E3 ubiquitin-protein ligase RNF144A-like. Gene Ontology annotation, cellular component: cytoplasm; ubiquitin ligase complex. The record is from RefSeq and is a predicted model, not a curated record. Gene Ontology annotation, biological process: protein polyubiquitination; positive regulation of proteasomal ubiquitin-dependent protein catabolic process; ubiquitin-dependent protein catabolic process. The transcript has 8 exons. Lineage: Eukaryota; Metazoa; Arthropoda; Branchiopoda; Diplostraca; Daphniidae. The coding region runs from base 1 to 1299 and encodes 432 amino acids. Gene Ontology annotation, molecular function: zinc ion binding; ubiquitin conjugating enzyme binding; ubiquitin protein ligase activity.